Molecule: messenger RNA, 3270 nt
Organism: Anoplopoma fimbria (sablefish)
Lineage: Eukaryota; Metazoa; Chordata; Actinopteri; Perciformes; Anoplopomatidae
Product: NLR family CARD domain-containing protein 3-like
Exons: 6
Coding region: 203-3070 (955 amino acids)
Molecular function (GO): protein binding
Source: RefSeq, a predicted model, not a curated record
UAGACCUUUACCAGUACAGGGAGUCAUCUGAUCCACAUCCACAUAUCACUUCAUGGACCUUUACCUUGUGUUUGUCUCUGUGUGGACAGACACAAUGUGAGCUGAUUCUUCAUGAUUCCUCCACAGAGAGGACCAGGAGAGCUCACAGGUUCCCAGAGGUCAGUCUGCCCAGCAGCAUCAAACACACCUGGACUCCAUAUUUAUGCUGCUGGAGGAGAACAUCCUCACUUUUGUGAAGAACGAGCUGAAGAAGGUCCGGAAGGUUAUGAGUUCAGAUUACCCAGAAUGCUUAGAGAGUCAGAGGGAGGAUGAAGAGCAGGAUGAAGAGCAGAGGAGGAGCAGCAGAGAGGCAUUUCUGAAGAUCACACUGCACCUCCUGAGGAGAAUGAAGCAGGAGGAGCUGGCUGACUGUCUGCAGAGCAGAAGUCAUUCUGGAGUCUGUCAGCGUGAACUCAAAUCUAACCUGAAGAAGAAGUUCCAGUGUGUGUUUGAGGGGAUCGCUAAAGCAGGAAACCCAACCCUUCUGAACCAGAUCUACACAGAGCUCUACAUCACAGAGGGAGGGACUGCAGAGGUCAAUGAUGAACAUGAGGUCAGACAGAUUGAAACAGCAUCCAGGAAACCAGACAGACCAGAAACAACCAUCAGACAAGAAGACAUCUUUAAAGCCUCACCUGGAAGAGAGGAACCAAUCAGAACAGUGAUGACAAAGGGAGUGGCUGGCAUUGGGAAAACAGUCUUAACACAGAAGUUCACUCUGGACUGGGCUGAAGACAAAGCCAACCAGGACAUACAGUUCACAUUUCCAUUCACCUUCAGAGAGCUGAAUGUGCUGAAAGAGAAAAAGUACAGCUUGGUGGAACUUGUUCAUCACUUCUUCUCUGAAACCAAAGAAGCAGGAAUCUGCAGGUUUGAAGAGUUCCCGGUUGUGUUCAUCUUUGACGGUCUGGAUGAGUGUCGACUUCCUCUGGACUUCCACAACAAUGAGAUCCUGACUGAUGUUACAGAGUCCACCUCAGUGGAUGUGCUGCUGACAAACCUCAUCAGGGGGAAACUGCUUCCCUCUGCUCGCCUCUGGAUAACCACACGACCUGCAGCAGCCAAUCAGAUCCCUCCUGAGUGUGUUGGCAUGGUGACAGAGGUCAGAGGGUUCACUGACCCCCAGAAGGAGGAGUACUUCAGGAAGAGAUUCAGUGAUAAGGAGCAGGCCAGCAGGAUCAUCUCCCACAUCAAGACCUCACGAAGCCUCCACAUCAUGUGCCACAUCCCAGUCUUCUGCUGGAUCACUGCUACAGUUCUGGAGGAUGUGUUGAAGACCAGAGAGGGAGGAGAGCUGCCCAAGACCCUGACUGAGAUGUACAUCCACUUCCUGGUGGUUCAGUCCAAACUGAAGAACGUCAAGUAUGAUGGAGGAGCUGAGACGGAUCCACACUGGAGUCCAGAGAGCAGGAAGAUGACUGAGUCUCUGGGAAAACUGGCUUUUGAUCAGCUGCAGAAAGGAAACCUGAUCUUCUAUGAAUCCGACCUGACAGAGUGUGGCAUCGAUAUCAGAGCAGCCUCAGUGUACUCAGGAGUGUUCACACAGGUCUUUAGAGAGGAGAGAGGACUGUACCAGGACAAGGUGUUCUGCUUCAUCCAUCUGAGUGUUCAGGAGUUUCUGGCUGCUCUUCAUGUCCAUCUGACCUUCAUCAACUCUGGUGUCAAUCUGCUGUCAGAAGAACAAACAACCUCCCGGUUGUCUAAAGUCUUCAGAGACAAACCUGAACUAACACAUCUCUACCAGAGUGCUGUGGACAAGGCCUUACAGAGUCCAAAUGGACACCUGGACUUGUUCCUCCGCUUCCUCCUGGGUCUUUCACUGCAGACCAAUCAGACUCUCCUACGAGGUCUGCUGACACAGACAGGAAGUAGCUCACAGACCAAUCAGAGAACAGUCCAGUACAUCAAGAAGAAGAUCGACGAGGAUCUCUCUGCAGAGAAAAGCAUCAAUCUGUUCCACUGUCUGAAUGAACUGAAUGAUGGUUCUCUAGUGGAGGAGAUCCAACAGUCCCUGAGUUCAGGACGUCUCUCCACAGAUAAACUGUCUCCUGCUCAGUGGUCAGCUCUGGUCUUCAUCUUACUGUCAUCAGAAAAAGAUCUGGACGUGUUUGACCUGAAGAAAUACUCUGCUUCAGAGGAGGCUCUUCUGAGGCUGCUGCCAGUGGUCAAAGCCUCCAACAAAGCUCUACUGAGUGGCUGUAACCUCUCAGAGAGAAGCUGUGAAGCUCUGUCCUCAGUCCUCAGCUCCCAGUCCUCUAGUCUGAGAGAGCUGGACCUGAGUAACAACAACCUGCAGGAUUCAGGAGUGAAGCUGCUGUCUGCUGGACUGGAGAGUCCACACUGUGAACUGGAAACUCUCAGGGUGGAGCCUGCUGGAGUCCGAUGGGUCACACCAGGUCUGAGGAAGUAUUCCUGUGAACUCACACUCGACACAAACACAGUGAACAGAAACCUCAAACUGUCUGACAACAACAGGAAGGUGACACAUGUGGAGGAGGAUCAGUCAUAUCCUGAUCAUCCAGACAGAUUUGACCACUGGGAGCAGCUGCUGUGUACAACUGGUCUGACUGGUCGCUGUUACUGGGAGGUGGAGUGGAGAGGAUACGUUCAUAUAUCAGUGAGUUACAGAGGAAUCAGAAGGAGAGGAGACAGUGAAGACUGUUUGUUUGGAAGGAAUGAUCAGUCCUGGAGUCUGGAGUGCUGUGAUGGUGGUUACUAUGUCCGUCACAAUAAGAGAGAAACACCCAUCUCCUCCUCCUCCUCCUCCUCCUCUGGUAGAGUAGCAGUGUAUGUGGACUGUCCUGCUGGCUCUCUGUCCUUCUACAGAGUCUCCUCUGACACACUGAUCCACCCACUCCACACCUUCAACACCACAUUCACUGAACCUCUUUAUCCUGGGUUUGGGUUCGGGUUCAGGUUUGGGUUAAUGUUCAGGUUUGGGUCCAGGUCUGGUUCCUCAGUGUCUCUGUGUUCUCUGGAGGAGGGAGAGUCUCCUCCUGGUAGAGAACCUUUCUCUCUGCUGACCAGAUAGUUCAGUGUGUUCAGGAUCACACAGCUGAUGUGAGUUAGUAGCAACCUGAUCUCAGUGGUUGUAAAUGCAGUGUGAGCAGGUUGUGGGUACCUGAGCUGGUCUGGACUCUGGGGGGUUGAGAGCUCUCUGGGACUGAGCGAGGUCCAUGUGAUGACCUGAAAUGAUCAGUUGUCUGAGAGAAGUGUGAAACAUGUUUUACU